AUCGUCAUAACUACACUGUAGCUAUGCACGUAUGACUAAUAAAAGCCUUGAACCUUGAAGCCUUGAACCUUGAGACAGGUGAGGUAUGUUAAAGUGACAGUAUGAAGUCAGACUGCCAGACGCCAUUUUACACCUGGACGGAGCAGGAGGAGGACAACAGGUGUUAAUGGUAUCUCUCUCAGACUGGAGAAGAUGAGUGAUUCAAACGAUGAGGAAGAGGACGGGUUUCCAGUCCCCAGCUGUCUGUCUCUGAAGAGUGACCGGUCUAUAAGGGAACCUCCGAAGAUCAGUAAUGAACCUGGACCCUCAGACACAAAACAGAGAGCAGAGUCUCCAGUCCCAAGCUGUCUGUCUCUGAAGAGUGACUGGUCUAUGUUUCAACCUCUAGUCUUCAGUGAUGAACCUGGACCCUCAGACACAAAACAGAGAGCAGAGUCUCCAGUCCCAAGCUGUCUGUCUCUGAAGAGUGACUGGUCUAUGUUUCAACCUCUAGUCUUCAGUGAUGAACCUGGACCCUCAGACACAAAACAGAGAGCAGAGUCUCCAGUCCCAAGCUGUCUGUCUCUGAAGAGUGACUGGUCUAUGUUUCAACCUCUAGUCUUCAGUGCUGAACCUGGACCCUCAGACACAAAAGGGAAGAGGACGAGUCGUGUUCCUGUGGAGGAGCAGCUGUCCAGCUGUGCUCUGUGUCAGGACGUCCUGAAGGAUCCAGUCUCUACCAGCUGUGGACACUGGUUCUGCAGACAGUGCAUCACCUCAUACUGGGAGCAGCGACCUCCAUCAGGAGACUCCUCCUGUCCCCAGUGUGGAGAAAGAUCCAGAACUGGACUGCAGAUAGCCAGUCAGACCAGCUCUGUACGAACAGAUAGUGGUCUUCAGGAGGUUUUAGAUGAACAUAGGCUCAGUCUGAGGAGGAGAUGUGAACAUGUGACUGAAGGAACUGAUACAAGUGAAACCCUCCUCACAGCAUCUUCACUGAGCUCUACAUCACACAAGGACAGAGUGAAGAGGUAAUACCCAACAUGAGGUGUGGCAGCUUGAGAGAGCUUCCAAGAAGAUGACCCUCCAUGACACUCCAAUCAAGUGCCAGGACAUCUUUAAAGCCUUACCUGACCAACAGACUCACAUCAGAGCGGUCCUGACCAACGGAGUCGCUGGAGUUGGAAAAACCUUCUCAGUGCAGAAGUUCACUCUGGACUGGGCCGAGGGUUUGGGAAACCAAGAUGUCAGUCUGGUGAUCCCGCUC
Messenger RNA from Trematomus bernacchii (emerald rockcod), 1246 nucleotides. RefSeq lists its product as uncharacterized. The coding region runs from base 193 to 1014 and encodes 273 amino acids. The transcript is spliced from 7 exons. NCBI's taxonomy places the organism in Eukaryota, Metazoa, Chordata, Actinopteri, Perciformes, Nototheniidae. The record is from RefSeq and is a predicted model, not a curated record.